AUGGCCGGGGUCUCGGAUACAAUUGUAGUCGGCGGGGAUGACUCGGAUGAAUCCCACGACGAGAGCGACGACAGCAUUGACUAUGGCGAGAGCGCAGAGGGGCAGGAACAGGAGCAGCUCGAGCCAGAUGCUGCAAACGAUGACUAUGCCAAAUCCUUUGAUUCACCCACAGAUCGUCAGAAUCAAAGCGAGGCUGACGAGGUUCAGCCUGAUGUAUCAAUGGCCACAGAAUCCAUGAGUAGUUCAUCUGCGCCUGACCCCUUGACUAGCCAGUCUUCAACUGCCGCUGCCUCUUCUGAUCACCCGUCGCCCCGUUCGCUAGGCUUGCCUCCCACCAACGCUUCCGCCGAAAGGUCCUCCGAGGCUCCGUCUUCGGUCUCUGCCCCGGCCGCCACUCCACCUUCCACGACGCCUGCCACGGCCGGCGCUGAGAAGGACCCUUCCGUUACCUCUCCGCCUGCUGCGGUUCCCGCUACCGCUCCAACCCCUGCACCAGCAAAUGAUGAUGCCUCCUCUAUUGACAUCCAAAAGCUGGUAGAUGGCAUUACUGCCAAAGGUGCCGCCACAGCCUCGCUCCCAAACCCGCCGGCUCAAGCUAGCCCAACCACCACAACUCAAGCUGCUCCGGCUAUCACAACCCCGUCUUAUCCUGCUUCUCUUCCUCCAAAGCCAUCUCUUCCUCUGCCACCAAACAAUUUGCCAGCCAUCCCCCAUCCUCACCACUCAUUCCAAACCCGAGGCCCUACUGCCUCCACACCAUCAGCGGUGUCGAUGACCCUUGCCAACCCCGCCGCAUCGCAUGGCACAUACAUGUCCGCCGGUCCGCCCGGCGUUGCAACUGAAGGUGUCUCAUCCUUGCCGCCGCCGCCCCCCACGCCGUAUGGCGGCGUCCCGCAUGCCCAUGCCCAUUUGCAUAAUGCUCAUCACAUGCCCGUUGCUGGAGAUUCAUCCUCCGGAAACUUCCAUGGGUCGUCCAUCAAACAGUUGUGGGAGAUUUUCCAGGCCGAUGAGAAGCGCUACACAUCAGAGGCGAAAUGGGAAAGAUUCCCCGAAGGAUCUCGCAUUUUCAUCGGAAACCUAUCCAGCGAGAGGGUCUCGAAACGUGAGGUGUUUGACGUCUUCCACAGAUUUGGCCGGCUAGCACAGAUCUCUUUGAAGAAUGCGUAUGGUUUUGUGCAGUACCACACCGUUGCCGAGGGCCAGGCCGCCAUGCAGGGCGCUCAGGGGAUCGAGCUUGGCGGCCGCAAAAUUCAUCUCGAGAUUUCGCGCACACAAAAGAAGAAGGAUGACAGAGAUCGCUCACCGGAUCGCCGGACUCAGCGCGGCGUCCGUGGGAAUGAUCGGUACGAAAAUGGGGAUCGUGCUUGGAGACGAGACGACUACCGGCCAGGGCGCUCUCCUUCACCCCGCCGGACUGACGCCCGCGGCAGCCGAGAUAGUUUUUAUUCUCGAGACCGUGAUCUUAGUGGCGGCAACCAUGACCGUCGCCGAUCCCGGUCUCCUGCGCGCUAUAAUCGCUAUGAAACUGAGUCCUAUAGGCGCCGGAGCCCCAGCCCUCACCGCCGAACCAUGUCUGAAGGCGAUCGACUCGAUAUCCCUCGCCGCUUCGGAUCCGACGUCCCGGACGUCCAAGUUUUAUUGCUCCAGGAAAUUUCAAGGGACUUUGUCAGCUGGGUCCAGGGGGCUUUUCACCAGAGAGGUCUGAAGACGGACGUCAUGUACCUCAAUCCGCGAUUUCCUCGAGACGCCGUGGUACAGCGUCAGAUUGUUGAGGGAGUGCAUGCCAUUGUCGACCUGGACUAUACCGCCCAGUCACAGGGCAAAAUCCCCAUUCAAGUUUUCUACCGGUCCGGCGGCAGCAGUGUCCGCUUCGAGCUCUAUAAGGAGGAUCCCGCCGUGGCGGCAGAAAUCGUGCUUAGAGAGAAGGCGCAGUCUGGGGCUCAUCUCGCCCAGGCCCGGCCGCCUUACGCCUCCAGCAGUUACAGCCAGCCAUACCCGGCAGAGGUACCUCCUGUCGGCUACCAGUAUCCGUACUCCCAGCCAGCUGCGCCUCCGCAGGUCCAGCCAGCGGCUCCGGUACCCGACCUUACCAGCAUGGUUGGCCAGCUCGACAACUCGGCCUUGCAAGCACUCCUGGCGUCCCUCCAGACUCCGCAGGCUAACCAUGCUCACGCCGGCUACGCACCCGCCGGAGUACCAGCUGCUGGUGCGCCUCAAGCUCAGAUUGACGUAAAUGCGCUUCUCGGCAACCUCAGGAAUGCUGCCGCGACGCAGGCAACGCCGGUUCCGGGCGCCCCCAGUUACGGAGUGCCUGCGGCAUAUGCCCCGCCCUUGAACAACGCGGUUCCUAACGGCCACGGAGGUAUAGCCGGCCUCGGCGGGAUUGAUACCGCGCAACAGGUUCAGACAAUCAUUGAUCAGCUGAAGCGGGCCGCGCAGUAG
Canariomyces notabilis is the source of this 2442-nucleotide messenger RNA. RefSeq lists its product as uncharacterized. Gene Ontology annotation, molecular function: RNA binding. NCBI's taxonomy places the organism in Eukaryota, Fungi, Ascomycota, Sordariomycetes, Sordariales, Chaetomiaceae. The coding region runs from base 1 to 2442 and encodes 813 amino acids. The transcript has 3 exons. The record is from RefSeq and is a predicted model, not a curated record.